GGAAUUGUUGACAAGAUGGAGUUCUUAUUGGGAAACCCGUACGGUACUCCGGUGGGACAGUGCAUUGAAAAAGCUACAGAUGGCUCGUUACAGAGUGAAGACUGGACUUUGAAUAUGGAGAUAUGUGACAUAAUCAAUGAAACAGAAGAUGGGCCCAAGGAUGCUGUAAGAGCUGUCAAGAAGAGACUAAAUGGUAAUAAGAACUACAGGGAAGUCAUGCUGACCUUGAUGGUGCUUGAGACUUGUGUAAAGAACUGUGGUUAUCGUUUCCAUGCACUCGUCACCACCCGGGACUUUAUCGAUGGAGUUUUGGUUAAGGUUAUUUCUCCUAAAAACAAUCCCCCAGCCAUAGUGCAGGACAAAGUGCUGGCCCUUAUACAGGCUUGGGCUGAUGCUUUCCGGAGUAGUCCAGAUUUGACAGGCGUGGUUCAUGUUUAUGAGGAAAUGAAAAGGAAAGGCAUUGAGUUCCCGAAGUCAGAGCUGGAGACCCUUUCACCUAUCCACACACCACAGAGAGGUGCUUUGGAAGCCGAUCCCAGACCCAGUGCUCCAGCUCAGCCCAAACCUGCCCCUGCUUAUUCUGCUCCACCAGUCCACACACCCUCUCAGAUCCCCAGUGUGAACAUGGGUGGACCCAUCAAUCCCUCGCCGGAGCAGAUUUGCAGGCUACGUAGUGAGCUGGAUGUUGUCCGCGGCAACACUAAGGUGAUGUCUGAGAUGCUAACCGAAAUGGUGCCUGGACAGGAGGAUCCAUCUGACCAUGAGCUUUUGCAGGAGCUCAAUAGGACUUGCAGGGCGAUGCAGCAAAGAAUAGUGGAGCUCAUUUCUCGCGUCUCUAACGAGGAGGUCACAGAGGAGCUGCUUCAUGUUAAUGACGACCUUAACAACAUCUUCUUGAGAUAUGAAAGGUACGAGAGGUUCCGGUCUGGCCGACCUGCUCAUGGAGUCAAUAACGGGAUGCUAAGUGAAGCUACGGAGGAUAACCUGAUUGAUUUGGGGCCAGGCUCUCCUGCAGUGGUGAGUCCCAGGAUCACUGGCACUCCUCCCACCGGCCUGCCAGCUUCUGUACUUCCUGCCCGCUCUGCCUCGCCUGCUACGCUCUCUUCCAGACUGGCAGGUCUGGACGUGGGAGCCGACAGCGUCAGUGGCACUCUGAGUUCUCUCAACUGCCGUCAGACACAGGAUGACUUUGACAUGUUUGCCCAGACCAGAAGUGGCACGCUGGCUGAACCAAGAAAAAAUGCACCUUUUGAAGAUACACAGGCUGCAAGUGGAGGAGCUCCUACUCUUGAUGUUAGGCAACAAAACUCUGAAGGGGUUGCUCUUGUUCAGCCCUCUGUCAUGGAUGACAUUGAGAAAUGGCUCUGUACCGACGUGCAAGGAGAUGAAGGGGAAGAGGGCGUGACGAGCGAAGAAUUUGAUAAGUUCUUGGAGGAGAGAGCUAAAGCUGCAGAAAUGGUCCCCACCCUUCCAGUGCCACAGAGUACGGACCCCGCCAGUGCAGCAGGUUCAUCUGUAAGUGCUGGUAAAAAAGCAGGCUCAAUCUGGAGACACCCUGCUUCCCUAGUAGAAUGAGUUUCGGACUCUUUACUCAGCCUGAUGUGGGUGCUACUCCAUUCAGCCUGCUGUGGGCGGUAAGUAAGCAGUCCUGAGGACCCUGUGGCUCCCCUGUCUCUCCUCUGCUUCCUGCAUUGCUACACAAUCAACACUACGGCGGCUGCCUCCUAUGCAGUUUGUAUUUUCAGACUGGCUUUGUGAAGGAAUCUUAAAGACGAACAUUUUCAUCCACUACUUUAAAACGUUUAUUUCUUUUUAAAAAAUCACUUUUCAAACUGGGAGACAUGUUAGCGUCAUGUAUCUUUAAUUUGCACAUAGCAUUAAGAUGAUUCAAAUCUUAACUUAUCCCUGAUAUCUAUUUUUCUAGUUUAUUUGCCACUGAAUUCUGUCUGUUGAUGCUUUAAAGCAGCUUUUGUUUUGUUUAGAUUAAUGAGUGAUGUGUGAGUGAAAUCCCUCGUUGGCAGAUGUUGCUAAUUUCAUUUGAUGAAUAAUUUUAUAAUGUGUUCUUAAUUUGUUUUAGUUGUUUACAUUUCAUGUUGCAUAGUCUUGCAGGGUUAGCUACAAUCUUUAAUGAGAACCAUUUGGGGCUUUGCAAAAGCUAGUUAUAAAUCAUAAUCAAGCACAAGCAAACCAAUAUCUGCAACUUUAGUAAAAUCACUUGAAUCCUAAUAAUAAUAAUAUUAUUAUCAUUAAUAAUACAUUUGAUUACCAUCUAAAUCAGUUCUCUUGGAGGAUGCACUGAUGCAUUUGCCUCGUAGGUAAGCAGCUCAGCACUGAGCUCCAGUAAAAUCCCAUUGUUCAUAUUAUGUAUAUAAAAAAAAAUAACUGUAAAUUUUGCAUAUACA
Molecule: messenger RNA, 2402 nt
Organism: Trichomycterus rosablanca
Lineage: Eukaryota; Metazoa; Chordata; Actinopteri; Siluriformes; Trichomycteridae
Gene: tom1l2b
Product: target of myb1 like 2 membrane trafficking protein
Exons: 15
Coding region: 16-1575 (519 amino acids)
Biological process (GO): signal transduction
Cellular component (GO): endosome; membrane
Molecular function (GO): phosphatidylinositol binding; ubiquitin binding; clathrin binding
Source: RefSeq, a predicted model, not a curated record